UUGUGAGAAAGAGGGUCAAGGUUCUGUACGCCGCAUGUUAGAGAACUUUCGGAAAGCUGGCACUAAUAAUUCGGAAGCGCAUAUGGAGACUAGAUUAGAAUCUCUGGCCAAUAUCCGCAUGGAGUUCCGAGAGAACCAUCGAAAAUUGGUGCGUUCGGAUGACGAAUUGGUUCGGAACGAUUAUAUGGAGGCAGAUCUUGAAGGAAAGUUCCAAGAAGCGUAUAUUGAUAGUGUGGCGCAGAUUAGAACUGACCUAAAUGAGACUAAGGAUCGACUUUUGGCAUCAACAGAAAUUAACAAUCUUGAUUUUCAGGAUGGGAAUCGCAACGCGCCACCGUCACGGUUUAUAGCACCACACCAAACCACGAUCGAUGAGGUUAAACUUCCCACGGUUAAAUUGCCUAUAUUUAGCGGUGAAUUUGUAGAUUGGCCGGCAUUUAAGGAAAUAUUUGAAGCGCGAGUUCAUAAUAGCCCUAGACUCACUGAUCUGCAUCGAUUCCAUUACCUCAAAGAUUCUUUGUCAGGGGAAGCAAUCAAAGAUAUCCAACAUCUAACACUGAUCGAAACAAAUUAUCAUGUAGCUUGGCAAAUGUUAUUAAACUUAUAUGAUAAUAAGCGUGUUCUGUUUCAACAUUAUAUGCAGGUACUAGAACAACAGCCCAUGGUGCAGAGCGAUGACCCUGUUUCGCUUAAGGGGUUUUUACAAACUUGUCGUUCUUGUAUUAAAUCAUUGGGAAAGGUUGGCGUUAACCUUUUCGAUCAAAGUCAUGUCAUAGUUUACAUGGUGACAAAGAAACUACCUGCGGAGCUGCGGUUGGACUGGGAAAAAUCCCUGGCUACUUCGCAGGAGUUACCAACAUUCGAAGAAUUAUCCGCGCAUUUCGAUGGACAAUGCAGGACUAUGCUUACGUCCGCCAGUGGCGAGAGGACAAUAUUGUCUAACAAGGAUCGAAAGGGAGCAUCGGGAUCAUCUGAGAAGCGCCGAGAUGUGAAAUCUUCCUUUGUCGCCCGAUCGGAGCAGAAAUGUGCCAUAUGUUGCAAGAACGGUCAUUCCGUCCAAGAUUGCAAGGUUUUCGAAAGCAUGCAUCUAACAGCACGGAGGGAAGCUGUUAUGAAGCAAAGUUUGUGCUUCAACUGUUUGGGGAAUAACCAUAACUCACGAAGGUGCAAACUUAAAAACAAUUGUUCGAUAUGCGCAGAUCGGCAUCACACGCUCAUACAUUUGGAUCGGGUUCGGCUAACUAAAGAGCCAAAUGAGCAGGUGCAACAAGUUACUUCCAACGCAAUUAGCGGGACUUCGAGUACAACUGGGACUAGUUAUGAAGUGCAGUCAGCAGAAGGGUUUACACUACAGUCCCGAGCAUUUCUUGACCAAGGAUCGUAAGCUUCGUUUGUAUCGGAAAACGUAGUUCAGAAGUUGGGACUAACUCGUCAAAAGGCAUACAUUAAGGUUAAUGGACUGGCCAACGCCCAAGUUACCGAAGCGUCUUCUUCCGUUCUUUUAUGUUUUGGAUCAAGGUUUGAGACACAGGCAAGGUAUAGUGUGACUGCGUAUGUGUUACCAAAGGUAAUCUUAUCUGUGGAAAAAUGGUCUCAAUUUGAACAGUUUUGCCUGGCUGAUCCUAAUUAUUUUGUUCCACAAGGUGUGGACAUAUUGUUGGGGAGUGAUAUCUAUGAUGAAUUGAUGCUAAGUGAAAUACAUCGUGGACCGGAUGGCUGGCCUAUUGCUCAAAGCACACGACUUGGAUUUAUUAUAUCAGGAAAAGUUAAGGAACCCAUCACAAAGGUCUCGGUGCAUACGGUGACCGUAAUCAAGGACGAAUCAUCUGCGGAAUUAGAAGGAGGCAGCAGAAGUUUUGUCGAAGGAAGAUUUGUGGUGUGAGGAACAUUUUGUUAAUACACAUGUGCGGUUACCUUCAGGGAAAUAUCAAGUGCGGUUGCCAUUUCUAUCCACUUUGGAUCCCCAGUUAGUCAUUGGGUCGUCGCGUCAAGAUGCUUUGAAACGGUUGUGCCAUUUGGACAAGCGUUUACGCAACGAUGCCAACCUGAAGGAGGUGUAUUCCAAAACCAUAAAGGAAUACUUGGAGUUGGGACAAAUGGAAAAGGUUGUUACACAAGUUGGGCAAACGGAAGAAACAGGCUACCCGGGGGGAGCCACACAUUGUUAUUUACCUCACCACCCAGUAAUCAAGGAAUCGUCAACGACUACCAAGGUGCGCGUCGUCUUUGACGGAUCGAUGAAGACGAGCAAUGGGAAAUCGUUGAAUGAAAUCUUAGCAAUAGGGCCCAAAUUGCACAUGGAGCUUCCAGCAAUACUGAUCAACUGGAGAGUAAUAAGAUUUGCAUUCCUUGCGGACGUGGAAAAAAUGUAUAGAUGUAUUAAUAUACAUAAGAAGAAUUUUUCAAAGAAUUUUGUGGAAAACGGACAACACUGUCCAGGUAGAGGAAUAUGCCUGCUGCACGGUCAUGUUUGGCACGAGCUGUGCUCCGUAUCUGGCCAUUAGACUUAUGGAGCAGUUAGCCGAAGAUGAAGAGCAUAACUACCCGCUGGCAGCCAAUGUACUUAAACGUCAGAUGUAUGUGGACAACGUUUUAUCUGGAGCAAAUAGUAUUUCCGAUGCAAAGGAACUGCAAGCUCAAGUUAGAGGAAUGAUGAGAAGGGGAUCUUUUGAGUUGCGAAAAUGGGCCAGCAACUGUCCUCAACUGUUGGAAGGAAUACCUCUAGAACAUCGGGAAACCAAAGAGCCUCUAAACUUUCAAGGUACACCAACGAAGAGAAAGAUGCUUUCGACGAUUGCGAGGUUAUUCGACCCAAUGGGAUGGUUGAGCCCAAUCACCGUUGUUGGAAAGAGAAUGGUGCAAGCUCUGUGGAAGACAAAACUUAGUUGGGACGACCACGUACCAUUGGAACUUCAAAAAGAAUGGCAGAAAUUCAUUCAAGAGCUACCAAACUUGUCUAAGAUUCAUAUACCGCGCUACAUUGCUUGGGGAAUGUCAAAGGGAACUCCACAGUUACACAUGUUCUGCGACGCGUCAGGAUACGCGUACGGUGCGGCGGCUUUCUUACGAAUUCCGAUAGGAGAGAACGCCUAUCAAGCCGCAGCUUACAAUUCCAAGAGCGGAAUUGUGUGCAGCAGUCAUUGCUGCGAAAAUAUUUAAGUAUUUAAAGGAUCACUUAACUAUUCAUAUUGAUUUUGCAGAGACUGUUUUUUGGUCAGAUUCGAUGAUCGUUUUGAGCUGGAUCCAAGGAGAUGCUGCGAGGUGGAAGGUUUUCCUUGCCAACCGCAUAAGCAAAAUUUUGGAGCUAUGCGAUAGGAAACAAUGACGACAUAUAGCAUCUGAGGAUAAUCCUGCCGAUCUUCUAAGUCGGGGUAUCAGUGUUACUAAAUUAGCAUCGUGCCAAUUAUGGUGGAAUGGACCGCCGUGGCUGAGAUUUAAAGAUUGUGAGUGGCCAUCGACAAAACUAGAUUCUGGAACCGAUAUGCGAGUCACCAGCGAACAGAAGCAGAUGCACUGCAACGCUAUUUCUGUGGAGAAAGAGAACGGAUCCGAUAUACUAGGAAGGUUUUCAUAGUACACAUUUCUCAUUCGCAUGCUGGCCUAUAUUCAUAGAUUUAUAAGGAAUUGCAGGAUAUCGAAAUCUGCUCGAAUAGUAGAUUCUCUCACGAUAAGAGAACUUUCUGAAGGGUUUUUGUGUGCAGUUCGUAUGUGCCAAAUGGAAGGCUUUGCAGGCGAUUGGAAACUAUUAUCGGAAGGGAAAAUGUUACAUAAGCAAAGUCCGCUAUUACCACUCAAUCCAUAUUUUGAUGAAUCGGAAAAAAUCAUUCGACUUGGAGGACGCUUGAGAGACGCACUGCCUCCGAUGGCGGAAAAACACCCAUACAUUCUACCUUAUCAGCAUUCAUUUACAAGCUUGGUCAUUCGUUAUAGCCAUGUCAGUACCUUACAUGGAGGUGCGGCCCUUACACUCAAUCAUAUCAGGAAAAAAUGUUGGAUCAUCAACGGACGUAACGCCGUACGAAGAGAAAUCCAUAAAUGUAUUGUUUGCUAUAAAUUUAACCCUAGUAUUACAAGCCAAAAGAUGGGUAAUCUGCCACCGGCCAGGAUUCGGCCACAGAAGGCUUUUACGUCAGUUGGGAUUGACUACGCAGGACCGUUCAACAUUUCGCCAUCUAAAGGAAGAGGACGGACUUCGGUUAAAGGCUAUAUCGCUGUUUUUGUAUGUCUUGUAACAAAAGCUAUCCACCUAGAACCAGUGGGGGAUUUGACAUCGGACGCAUUUCUUGGAGCACUUCACCGAUUCAUCGGCCGACGUGGAAAAUGUGUUCAUAUUUAUAGCGACUGUGGCACAAAUUUCGUCGGGGCAAAUCGGAAGCUGCAGGCAGACAAGUUGGCAUACAAGUUGUACAUCGAAAAAACGAUUCUGGGUAAACUCACAGAUGACGGGAUUACGUGGCAUUUUAACCCUCCCUCCGCUCCACAUUUUGGAGGUCUAUGGGAGGCGGGUGUUAAGUCAAUGAAACACCACCUAAAAAGGACAGUUGGUGAUCGUACGCUUACAUACGAGGAAUUGGCCACUGUAUUAGCUCAAAUUGAAGCGUGCUUAAACUCUCGUCCGUUGUGCCCGCUAAGCAAUGACCCGGAAGAUUUGAUGGUCCUUACUCCAGGCCAUUUCUUAGUUGGGGAUGCUCUACUCGCUAUGCCAACAGAGCAGGCCGAUAAACUAAGUGCCACCGAGAGAUGGAGGAACUGUCAGCACUUGGUUCAGCAAUUUUGGAAGCGUUGGUCCUCGGAUUAUCUAUCACGCUUGCAGCGGAGAACGAAGUGGUUGGAAAAUAGGCGUAACUUGCAGGCUGGAGAUCUAGUACUCAUUAAAGAUGAACGUUUGCCGUCUAAUCUAUGGGCUCUUGGUCGAAUUACUGAAACUCAUUGCGGCCAAGACGGUUUGGUUCGAGUGGUUAAACUCCAGUCUCAGAGUGGUAUUAUUAAACGGCCAGUAGCAAAAUUGUGCCCAUUACCCAUACAAGAUAAUUGGUUAAAUCGUGAUCUUGACCCUCCACAACAAUUCUAAGUUGCAUUAUCUUUUUAGCGUCCAACCUCCAACCAACCGAAGACGUUGAAGAAGCAGUUAAUAAUAUUUUAAUAAUAUCAUUAGGGGGGAGAAUGUUUGGACUGUAUAUUGUCAACACGAGAACUUGCAGUGUAACUGACGUCACACUGUAAGCUCUCUAGUUACAGACAUUCUUCUUUGCCUUUUAUUCGUAGUCUUGUUCGAAAGAUCGAACCAUAUCACAGCUAAUUUGUUCAUAUGUACAUACAUAAUUUGGAGAGCUUCGGUGAAAAUGAAAUGUAAAACCGACAAGUUAAUCUGCGAGCGACAGUCAAUAUAGUCAGAAGCACCCUCUGUGCUCUUCUCUUUUAUGUUUAAUUAUAUAACCUAAUUAAAUCGAACGCACAUUUUUGAAACCUUU
Drosophila rhopaloa is the source of this 5471-nucleotide messenger RNA. RefSeq lists its product as uncharacterized. Bases 3593 to 5071 code for a protein of 492 amino acids. Gene Ontology annotation, biological process: DNA integration. Lineage: Eukaryota; Metazoa; Arthropoda; Insecta; Diptera; Drosophilidae. The record is from RefSeq and is a predicted model, not a curated record. The transcript is spliced from 2 exons. Gene Ontology annotation, molecular function: nucleic acid binding.